Messenger RNA from Anopheles darlingi, 582 nucleotides. It is a transcript of the gene Tim8, whose product is annotated as mitochondrial import inner membrane translocase subunit Tim8. The transcript is spliced from 3 exons. The record is from RefSeq and is a predicted model, not a curated record. Bases 79 to 351 code for a protein of 90 amino acids. Lineage: Eukaryota; Metazoa; Arthropoda; Insecta; Diptera; Culicidae.
UUGCUUGCGUAACAACACGCGGUUGUCAGAUCGGUUGUUGUCACUCGUGAAAGGAAAGGACGAAUUUCACAAAAAGCCAUGGCCGACUUUGGAAGUAGCGAAGGAAGCAAACCGGCAGUCGAUCCCGAGCUGCAGGACUUUCUGAUGGCCGAAAACGAGCGAGCCCGGCUUAGCGCACAGAUCCACGAGUUUACCGAUAUCUGCUGGGAUAAGUGUGUGGACAAGCCGGGCAGUAAGCUUGAUAGCCGAACGGAGAGUUGCCUGUCCAAUUGCGUGAACCGGUUCGUCGAUACGUCGCUGCUGAUAACGCAGCGUUUCGCGCAGAGUCUGCAAAAGAACCAGGGAAUGUAAGCGGAACGCCCUGGAAAGAGCGUUUGCAAGACCUCCCGGUGGGAACGGAGCUGUAGUUGUUAGUUUCGGCAGGGCUUAUAAUCAUAUAAAUGUUUCUCCUUAAUAUACGUGCAAAGAAGCACUAAAAACCAAAUCGUGUUCAUUUCUGGUUCAAAUAGGGUCUUUGAAACCUAUCCUAUGCAUUUAAGUUAUAAAAUGUGGAAUCAAUAAAGAUAAUCAUGGAGAAAUGGA